Molecule: messenger RNA, 996 nt
Organism: Dufourea novaeangliae
Lineage: Eukaryota; Metazoa; Arthropoda; Insecta; Hymenoptera; Halictidae
Exons: 3
Coding region: 13-663 (216 amino acids)
Source: RefSeq, a predicted model, not a curated record
AGUGCGUGGAUAAUGUGCGAGAGCAUGCUGAAGGAGAACAAUUAUAUAAAAGAAUCGUCGUCUAUCGAAAUUUCAACAAUCGUCACAGAAAUGGCGACUCAAAUGUUUAAUCGCAUUGUCGCUAUGGUACAUGAAAUGGAAUUACUGGAAGAUGAAAAACCUGUGAUUUCAAACGACGACGUGGACGACGGUCUUGAAGUGCAGAAACAGUGUGGUUCUAAUGAAGAAGAAAAAGAUUUGUGGGAAGGCGAUUUGACGGCCAGUCAUCAGCAAGACUUUAUAACAUUAGAAUAUAAAAAGAAAGUUGUCGCAAUGGCGAAAGCUCAUCCUAAAUGGUCUCUCGCAACACUACAAAAAAGAGGUGCUUCGUUAUUGAAAAGGAAGGAUCUUAUAAAAACUUGGGAAGCAACAAUUGCUGCUGGCGGAACUAUAUUUGAUAAAUAUGAAGCAAUAAAUAGCAUGACUUUCAAGAGAUUUGAGGAAGCAAAAAAUAACUUGGAGCAGGUCACUACCUCGACACUGCAACAAUGGGCCUUGAAUUAUGCACGCGAAUUGAAAUUCGAAAAAUUCGUGGCAAGUAAACGCUGGGCGACUAGAUUUAAGCACAAACAUGGUAUAGAGCAACAUAAAAUUACAAAAUUCUUGCAAAAAGCAGACGGGUGAUAUCUACGACACAUGGUAUAUUCAUGGAAAGCAAUGCUGAUGGAACUCGCAAGCUUGUGGUAAUACCUUCCAAGUAUAUCCGGUUGGUGCAGCCCUGCGACGUAUAUUUCUACCGUCAAAUCACACGUAUGAGUGGUUUGCUGCGAGAUUAAUGCUAAACAACGAGAAGCCAGAAUUUGAAAAUGUAAAUAAACUUAAAUCAAGUAUGCCUUAACAUAUUGUAAAUGUAAAAAAUGUAGCAUUAUUAAAUGCGUGUGAUGUAUAGAUACGUUACAUAUGUUUCCAUUGUUUUUACAAUUUGUAUCACUCUAAAUUUUGUAUAGAAUUUAUAAA